Messenger RNA from Biomphalaria glabrata, 6515 nucleotides. RefSeq lists its product as uncharacterized. NCBI's taxonomy places the organism in Eukaryota, Metazoa, Mollusca, Gastropoda, Planorbidae. The record is from RefSeq and is a predicted model, not a curated record. The transcript is spliced from 4 exons. Gene Ontology annotation, molecular function: nucleic acid binding; zinc ion binding. Bases 1640 to 4750 code for a protein of 1036 amino acids.
GAAAGAUAUAGAUUGUGGUCAAAUGCAAUACUUUGAUUUUUUAGAGGCCCCCGUAAGCAGAAAAGACGCUAUUAUUUGAAAUAGCUACCCACGAAGGGGAAAUGACUCUGUUCAUUUUGUCAGGUCGGUUUGUCCGUCCGUCCGUCCAACUGUCACACUCAAAUCUCAAAAUGUAAAAAAAACUUUUUUUGAAAAUCCGAUUUUACAAUAUUUAUCAGCUUGCAAAGUUCUGGUCCAAUUGCUACUUUGUUUUCUUAAAGAAAACCAUAAAAAAUUAAUUAUGAAAGAAUUUUUUCAAUAAAAUACACUACUUUUAAAACAUAGCAUAAAUGUUUUGAAAAAAGGGAAAGAUAAUUUCAUCUGUACCGUAGACCGCAGUCGAUCCUUCUAAAAAUAGCUACAUGUACUGCAUCAGUUUAGACACUACUAGUCGCGGAGAGACUAUGGUUAUCUCAUUGAAAAGAGAUUGAUGUUUCGGCAUUAGCUCUGGUCGGAAAGUGUCGCCCACACAGCAGUUCCCCUCACACUCCACGCAGCUGAUCUAGCCUAAGGAACGUCAAGUGCCCAUACCGUUUGGGGAUCAGUGGCGUCGCAGGCUCCGUCAGGGUGUAGUACUGGUCAAUGGUCAUUGUCACAGAUCACAUUAUAGAAUUGUGUGUACAUUUCUUAUUUAAAAGAAAUAUAAGCCCUCGACAUGAGUCUCGGGAUUUAAUCCUCAAAUUUAGACACUUGACAUUCAAAUCAGGAUUUACCCAAGGGACUUAAUUAGUAUGUUUGAAAUCUAUUGGUUGAUUUGAAUUUAAACAAAGACAUUUUUGAAAAGAGUUAGCGCCAGAGAAUUGGCGGUAGUAAGAAGGUAAAGUCAGUCGAAUAAAUAAUGUCCUUGUAGUCAGUCACGUUUCUAAGAGCUCUGUUUGAAAAGCCUUUGUAAUAUGUUCCAUGCUCAUUGAUUUAUAAUUUGUACAUAAGCUGUACUUACGUUACAUUUAAUAAAGUUCCAGAGUUUUGUUUUAUCAAAGAAUUGUCAAUUGUGAUUCUAGAUCUUCAUUUUUUGUUAACUAUUGAAUUCAAAUAAAAUCCCCGGCAUCACAACACAUCGUGACGUCAUACCAUCCGAAUGAAUGUUGUGACAUAUUUGGCACUCUCCGACUAACAAAAGUUCAUGGACAACUUUUAACGAAAUUUAUUCAAGAUCUAGGACCAAUUUCUAAACUCUUCAAAGGAACUUCAUUCUUAUUUAACGGAGGACAGAAUUUCUGUGUUUAACAGGUCAGUUGGUUAUCGAUAAUUCUUUUAUAAAGAUUUUCGUUAGAGUUACGUCUAACUCACGAAAACUAUUAUUAUAUGUAAUUGGCAAAAGGAAUAAGACCAAUAUACAUAAUAACUGGCAUUAUUAAAAGACCAGUAAAGCAAAUAACUGGCAAUAUAAAAGACCAGUAAAGCAAAUAACUGGCAGUAUAAAAAAGAACAGUAAAUCAAAUAACUGGCGUUAUAAAGAAGACCAGAUUUAACCAACUGUUAAACCAGUAAAAAGUACAUCGGCUCAAUAGAUCUAUAUUAUUAUUAUAUCUGAGAUAAAGCCAAAAUCCAGAUAUUGAACAUUUUGCUCCAAUACAAGAAACUAACAAAAAAAUUAAAUAUGGCUUCCAGUUCUAGAACACAACGAUUCUUCGAAUUAAUAGAAUUUGCCAAAGAAAAGCAAAUUUCAAAGCCAGACCAGUGGGCAGAGAAACAAGAAGAGAAAGAAUAUCAAGAGCAAGAAUCUGAAAAACAAAGGCAAGAAGCUGAAAAACAAAGGCAAGAUUCUGAAAAACGCAUACAAUUAGAAGAAAAAAAAUUACAAGAAUCUGAAAAACGCAUGCAAUUAGAAGAAAAAAAAUUGCAAGACGCCGAGAAACAAAGGCAAGAAGCCGAGAAACAAAGGCAACACGAAAAAGAAAAAAUGGAAUUCGAAAGGCAAAAUAAAGAAAAUAAAGAAAGCAUUCCAAUUCAAGGUCACUCAAGUAUGUUUGACAAAUACAGAUUAAUGAACAAAAUAUCGGCUUUCAACGAAAACAUUGACAAUAUGGACUCGUAUCUCAUAAGAUUUGAAGAAAUAGCUACAACAUCCGGUCUACCUGAAGCACAUUGGUCGAGCUCACUCCUCACCCUUUUGACUGGCAAAGCUGUCAACAUUUGCUCACAAUUGUCCAUCAAUGAACGCAGCACUUACUCUGAUAUCAAGGAAGCUCUACUGCGCCAAUACGGAGCAACUUCAGCCAACUAUAGAAAGAAAUUCUAUAAUGAAAGGCCACAGCAAAAUGAUGAUCCUCAAAUUUUUGUAGCUAAUAUGUCAAUGUGGUUUGAUAGAUGGGUAUCCAUGGCAAAAAUAGAAGAAAGUUACCAAGCUCUUCGUCAACAUAUUAUUAUCGACAACAUCACCCAUGCUCACUCAGAAGAUAUUCAAUCCUACAUUAUAGAGAGAAAUCCUACUGAUAUACAGACAUUAACCAAGAUCAUCAGACAAUAUAGAGCAGCCUAUCCAAACAAGUCAGUCAAACCAUCUGUUGAAGAAAAUUUUGUCUGCUUUGCUCAAGACAAAAAUGCAAGAUAUAAGUCAGAUGACAAAGUCAAAUGCAACAAAUGUCAUAAACUAGGGCAUUUCACGUCUCAAUGCCGCAGCAGAACCACAGAAUGUUCAUUUUGCCAUAAAAAGGGUCACCAAAAUCAUGAAUGUUGGAAAAAACAGGCAGUCUCCAAAAAUCAAAAUUUUGAUAGACCCACAUCACCAACUCAAAGAUACAACAAUAGAGAGCAAUACAAUCUCAACAAAGCACCUGGAAACAAUAAACCAGAUAACAACAAACCUCGCUACAGAAGUCAUUCACAGGACUCCAGACCACAAUAUAUGCCAAACAGAAGCUCAUAUAACAGAAGCUAUUACAAUGAGCACUCAACUAUGACAGUCAUUGCAAAGUCCAAUGGUCUCAAAUUUUAUCCAGGCUUUGUAGGAGACAAGAAGGUGGAAGUUUUUCGUGACACCGGAAGCACGUCCACAUUAGUACAUGAACGCUUCGUACACGCAAACCGUUUCACAGGCAACCACGUCCAAGUCACUGCAUUCAACGGAACUGUCAGCAAGUUACCUGAAGCCAUCAUUUAUGUUACUACACCAUUCUUCAGUGGUCAAACCAAAGCAUUAGUAACACCCAAUCUACCAGUGGACCUAAUCAUUGGAAACAUAGAAGGAGUUAAAGAAUGCACUCCUCAAGAACUUACUGAAUGUACAAAUGCCAUAGAGCAAGGUCAAAAAUGUUUGGCAGUAAUGACAAGAUCCAUGACCAGACAAGAACAUUUGGCACCUGAACAAGUUAGCCAAAAUAAUCACAUAGCUACCUCAGUUACUCAAGUUAUGCAGGAUGCAACAGAACCAUUUACUAGUCCAGUAGCCAGCAACAAUCAAAAACAUUCAACAUGGACACCCCCAGUUACAUCAAGCCCAUCCCUACCGGUCAUAAGUCCACCUCCAAUUCCCGAAUGUCCAUUGUUGAACUUUGAAGAACGAGACGACAUGCCCAGAGUCUCUAGCAAUGAUACAAGAACUCUAACUGGUCAAACUGAAGUCAAUCAAGACAAGUCUCAUGAACCAGAAUCAGAAGCAGAUAACAAAGAAAUUUUUAUUCAAUCAACUUUGGCUAUACCAGACAAAAGAAAAACUAUGCAACUUGACUCUAUCACUCAUACAAGUAUUCCUCAUUUGAAAGAAUGCGAGUCAACUAACGAAGCCAUUACAACCAAGAAUAUUGAAAGUCAAAGAAUAUUACAUGAACACAUGAAAUCAAGAUAUUUUGCUCAAGGAGAUCAAGUCAAUUUACUGUUACCAGAUUGGAGUAACAAGCUAUUCUACAAAUGGCAAGGUCCAUUUAUCAUCACCAGAAAGAUUUCCAACCUGCUUUAUGAAAUCAAUGUCAACAAGUUUACCAGAGUAUUUCAUGUUCAUAUGUUUGAACAUUACCAGGAAACAGAUAAUGAAGACAUCAAAGCAGAAGUUGAACAUUUUACAAGCUUAGCAACUAUUCCUGAGGAAGAAGAAACAUCAUCAACACCCAUUCCUGAGAUAGAUGUUUCAUUACCAACAUCAAAUAACAUUGACAUUCCAAAGGUCAUCACUCUGAAUGACAUAGCAGCAUCAAAUCAAAUUGACAGUCCCAAAGUCAUCACUCUGAAUGACAUAGCACUACAAACAGUGAAGAACAUUAAAGUGUUUCCAGACCAUGCAGAUUUCUUUACCAGUGUUUCUGAAACAUUUCCAGUACUGCAAUUUGAAAGAAACUCAGAAAGCAAUAACAUUGACAACACCAAGGUUCAUCCUCCGUCCACUCAAGGGGCAACUUUUCUUCAGAAAGGAACAAAUGAACUUCUUCAACAUUGCCGUAUUGACCGAUUGAACUCAGACAUGUUCAGUCAUUGCUCUAUUGAACAUUCUAAUGCAAAACAUUCUGCUACCAUUGUUCUACAGCGUCAAAGUUCAUCAACCAGAAAAUUGAGUUUUGGUUUCGGACAGUUCUUAUUUUCACCAAACUCAAACGCGGUUCAAUCAGACAUUAUCUGUGAGAUCAAUAUGACAUGGAGACAACAGCUUCAUAAACUGAAAGACCUUUUCUUCAAGUUUAGAAAACGCACAUGCACAUCCAUGUCGGCAAUUCAGAAGGGUUCCGAACUUUACAUUUCCACUCUACAUAUGUACUAUAGCAUAUUUAGUGCCACUUGAUCCAUUAUCAUUCAUACUCGUCAAGGAAGAACAGUAUUCAGUUGUACUUAAUCAAUUAAUUUGUCUACUCAUUUUUUCCACAGGAGUUCUAUAUCAGAUGUUGUAUUUAUUUCAGCACCAAGCAACCCACUGAGGAAGGUCACUCAUUCAAGAUACUUUUUAAUUAUGUUUCAGCAUCUUUGUGCAUAUGACAUGCAUCAGACAUUUUAAUUUUUAAAUCAUGUGCAUUUUAUUUCAGGUAUUUUAUUUCAGGUACAAUAUUAUUGCAUAUAUCCUAUUAUAAUAGUACAGAUACAUGACUUAUAAUUGGAAUUUUUCAUUGCUUCACACAUGUUGAGAUUUAUAUCACAUUGAGUAUUAUUUUCUCAGAAGAUUGUCAUGUACUAUCACAAUUAUUUUUUCUAUGUCAAUUUUUCAUAUGCAAUAUAUUUUUCCAUGUACACAUUUUCACAUUAGUACUAACCAAAUGAGUUAUAAUGUCAUAUUUUAAUAUUAUCAUGAAGCACCAUGAGAAGUAACCUAUUCAAUUCAAGAUUUAUUUUAUCCAAGUAUUAUGCCUUGUACAAUUUUUGAUAUUGUUCAUGACAAGCAUUGUCUCAUUUUCAUAACCAUUUCAAUAGUGAGACAGGUGUUCAAAGUCAUCAAUAAUUUUAUUCACUGCAUUUACAUAUUUUGUUAUCUCCAAGUUGACAUUAUUUUGUCAUAUGUUACCUCAACCAUUUUUCUAUAGUUUCAUGUAUGGUAUUUUAUGUAUAUUUAAAUAAUUUGAAUACAUAUGAGCAUUUCUAUUACCAUACAAAUGCUAAAUGGAGAGGGGGGUAAUAUGUCACAGAUCACAUUAUAGAAUUGUGUGUACAUUUCUUAUUUAAAAGAAAUAUAAGCCCUCGACAUGAGUCUCGGGAUUUAAUCCUCAAAUUUAGACACUUGACAUUCAAAUCAGGAUUUACCCAAGGGACUUAAUUAGUAUGUUUGAAAUCUAUUGGUUGAUUUGAAUUUAAACAAAGACAUUUUUGAAAAGAGUUAGCGCCAGAGAAUUGGCGGUAGUAAGAAGGUAAAGUCAGUCGAAUAAAUAAUGUCCUUGUAGUCAGUCACGUUUCUAAGAGCUCUGUUUGAAAAGCCUUUGUAAUAUGUUCCAUGCUCAUUGAUUUAUAAUUUGUACAUAAGCUGUACUUACGUUACAUUUAAUAAAGUUCCAGAGUUUUGUUUUAUCAAAGAAUUGUCAAUUGUGAUUCUAGAUCUUCAUUUUUUGUUAACUAUUGAAUUCAAAUAAAAUCCCCGGCAUCACAACACAUCGUGACGUCAUACCAUCCGAAUGAAUGUUGUGACAGUCAUAAUAUCGCGCAAGCUCGACUUUAAAUGGACACCUACUAAUUUUACAGAUAAAAUUAAUCACAAAAUGAAGGCUCUUCUCUUGUUAGUCAUUCUGGUGUCGUCUUAUUCUCUUAUUGAUGGUGUUCCUGGCCCAUGUCUCUAUGGGGCCGCUGUCUGUGUGAACCACGAGCUAGUUGCUAAAGAAAAUGGACAGACCUACUGCUGCCAGAGUGGCUAUAAAACAAUCACCACCAAACUGCACACCGUGAACGGAUUUAGCACAGUGGAGUGUCACUGCCUGACAACGUAAAAGGCGGCUUCUGAGCCAAAAGGACCUGCUUGAGGGAAGUGCCAUACCUGAAACAGUGUCUUUGCAAGCAAAGUUGUGUAAAGUUAAUUCUGUUUUGCGAGACUGUCAAGCUGUCAGAUUUGAAUAAAAUUUCUGGCAAAAAUA